CCUAAUAACUCAUUUCAUGGCGUCGAAAUUCGGGAUGGCCGGCGGCAUACCGGAACGUCGUGUCCGGCCGGUUUGGGACGCCAUCGACUCUCGACAGUUCAAAAAUGCACUCAAGCUCUCUACGGCUUUGCUUUCCAAAUAUCCCAAUUCUUCAUACGCUCUCGCACUUAAGGCUCUCAUUUUAGAGAGAAUGGGUAAAUUGGAGGAAGCACUAUCUGUAUGCAUCAAUGCUAAAGAGCUCUUGUAUAAGAAUGAUUCGAUCUUGAUUGAUGAUCUCACUCUAAGCACGUUGCAGAUUGUUUUUCAACGGCUAGAUCAUCUCGACAUGGCUACCAGUUGUUACGAGUAUGCAUGCGGAAAGUUUCCAAACAAUUUGGAACUGAUGAUGGGACUCUUCAAUUGUUAUGUUCGUGAAUAUUCUUUUGUGAAGCAGCAACAGAUAGCCAUUAAAAUGUAUAAAAUUGCUGGCGAAGAGAGGUUCUUGCUCUGGGCAGUCUGUAGCAUUCAGUUACAGGUCUUUUGUGGCAAUGGAGGAGAGAAACUUUUGCAAUUAGCCGAAGGGUUACUUAAGAAACACAUUGCUUCUCAUAGUUUGCAUGAGCCUGAAGCUCUUAGUGUAUAUAUUUCUCUAUUGGAACAGCAAGCCAAAUAUGGGGAUGCUUUAGAAGUUCUUUCUGGGAACUUAGGGUCUCUUAUAAUGAUCGAAGUUGAUAAACUACGGAUACAGCUUGCUGUCUUGUGUCUUCUCUUUGUUCUACAAGCUGGGAGUCUUUGCGGAAACAACCUCUUUGCCCCUUGGGAUAGAGGAAAGGGGAGGCUUCUUGCUCGGGCAGGUGAUUAUGGUGGAGCUGCAGAUAUAUUUCAGAAAGUAUUGAGAUUAUGCCCUGAUGAUUGGGAAUGCUUCCUUCAUUAUCUUGGUUGUCUGCUGGAAGAUGACUGUAGUUUGCCCAGGGUGGCUAAUAGCCCUUCAAGCCAGGUGUCAACAUCGAUGGACUGCAAGCAUAGACACUUGGCCGAUGAUGUGUUUGAUUCUCGCAUAUCGAGGGCUUCUGAGUUUGUAGAACAGCUAAUUGCAGAAGUAGGUAGUGAUUCUGUAAGAGGCCCGGGAUUGGCAAAUCUUGAAAUUGAGAGGAGGAAACUAAUAUUUGGAAAGGGUAAUGCCAACAAACUCAUGGAGGACCUCAUUCUAUACUUCUCCAGGUUUGGGCAUUUGGCUUGCUUCACAGCUGAUGUGGAGGUCUUCCUGCAAGUUCUACCUGGUGAUAGAAAAAAAGAGUUAUUAGAGAAGUUGGGUAAAAGUGUCACUUCUUCCUCAACAGCAUCAAAAAAUGUUCUUGGGCAACACAUAACACUCUUUAAAAUAAGAGAACUGAUUGGUGACAUGUUCUCACUUCCCGAGGGAGAUCUUGUGGGCUUUGCAGUUCAAAUGACAGAAAUGUAUUGUCAAAACCUUCCCCUUUCAAAGGACUUGGAUAUACAAGAGAGUGUAUAUGGUGAAGAGUUUCUAACUAUGACAUGCAAUGUACUGGUUCAGUUGUUCUGGCGUAAACAACAUAUUGGCUAUUUAUUGGAAGCUAUUAUGAUGUUAGAGCUUGGCUUGACAGUUCGAAGAUAUGUGUGGCAGUACAAGAUUUUGUUAUUACACUUGUAUUCUUAUUGGAAUGCACUUCCAUUAGCAUAUGAACGGUACAAAUCAUUGGAUGUGAAGAACAUCCUGCUGGAAACUGUCUCGCAUCAUAUUUUACCCCAGAUGUUGACAUCUCCCCUGUUGGUAGAUGCUGAUGAUCUUUUGAAGGGUUACUUAAGGUUCAUGGAUGAACACUUUAAGGAAUCUGCUGAUCUUACUUUUCUUGCAUAUCGUCAUCGAAAUUACUCAAAAGUUAUUGAAUUUGUUCAGUUUAAAGAGAGAUUGCAACGAUCCAGUCAGUACUUAACGGCAAAGAUUGAAGGAUCAAUUCUACAUUUAAAGAGGAAAGCAAAUAGCAUUGAAGAAGCGGAGUCUGCGCUUGAAAGCCUGAAUUAUGGAAGUGACUUUCUUGAUGUUUCAAAUGAGAUUCAAUCCAAGAAGUUGACCUUUAAUGAAGAUUUACAGUUACGGCCUUGGUGGACCCCGUCAUAUGACAAAAACUACCUUUCAGGACCGUAUGAAGACAUGUCGCAUCAUCCUAGAGAAAACCCGCGGAAUGAGGUUAAAGAAGCAGAAGCAAAGGUGACAAGAACCAUCGAGAAGAGGUCACUACUUCCACGUUUGAUCUAUCUGUCAAUACAAUGCGCUUCAUCAUCAGUAAAGGGGAAUUUCAACGUCAAUGGUUUUGAUUCCAAAGUCUCCUCAGAGCUCAAGUCCUUGCUUGAAUGUUAUGCAAACUUUUUAGGGCUAUGCUUCCAGGAUGCAGCGGAGUUGGUUAUUGGAGUUUCAUGUGGUCAGAAAUCUUUUGAGGUUUUCUCAUCGAACCUUAUCGACUGGAUGAACUUUGCUGUGUUUUUGAACGCCUGGAACCUGAAUUCACGCAAACCAAAUAGCUCAGACGGACAAGCUUUCGCCAUUAACUGGCAAGUUUUAUGUUCUGUGUUAGAGCAAUGCAUUUCAGCAAAGAUAAGUUCCACAAGACCAUUACUCUCUUCUCCUGGAACCGACCUUUCCAUUUUGAUCCAGUUGGUGACCGAGCCAUUAUCAUGGCAUGGUCUCAUCAUCCAGUCGUGUGUCCGAUCAUCCCUUCCAUCAGGAAAAAAGAAGAAGAAAGGUGGGCCCUCCGAGCACUCGAACACCCAACUCUCUAAUGAAAUCAAGAACUCAAUCUCUUCGCUCUACGGCAUGAUAGAUCAAGUUAUAAAAUGGUUAGAAGAACAAACUGACAAACCAAUAGAUGGAAACGUUGACAUCUUGUUAUCGUCUCUUGCUAGAGAACAAAACGACGAUGCACCUGGAAAAGUUGUCAAAAUUCUUGAAAAUUUGGUGUCAUCCGUGAACGACAUAGAAGUUGGUGAGAGAAUUUCUCAGGCACUUAGGUCUUGGAAGCCUGCUGAUGCUGCAAGAAAGAUUGUAACGGCACAGGGAACCGCUUUGACGGAGUUUCUAAACAUAUGCGAGUCGAAAGCUAAGGUUUUGCAGGCAUUGAAACUUCAAAUAUAAGUCCAGAAAUGAAGAUGAAGAUGAAGAUGAUGAUUUGAUAAAUCCAUUGCAAUUGGAGGUUUCUUGAUGAGUUUCUUGUACACUAAAUGUUGCAUUUAUUGAAUUUCUUGUUUGAUUUUAGAGUUUUUGUGUAUGAACAGAAAUUUUGGCCUCAAUUUGUUGUAAAUUGAUAUGCAUUUC
Cynara cardunculus var. scolymus (artichoke) is the source of this 3310-nucleotide messenger RNA. Its product is annotated as N-terminal acetyltransferase B complex auxiliary subunit NAA25. The transcript is spliced from 20 exons. Gene Ontology annotation, cellular component: NatB complex; cytoplasm. NCBI's taxonomy places the organism in Eukaryota, Viridiplantae, Streptophyta, Magnoliopsida, Asterales, Asteraceae. Gene Ontology annotation, molecular function: protein binding; protein-N-terminal amino-acid acetyltransferase activity. The record is from RefSeq and is a predicted model, not a curated record. Bases 17 to 3130 code for a protein of 1037 amino acids. Gene Ontology annotation, biological process: N-terminal peptidyl-methionine acetylation.